This is a messenger RNA of Mesoplodon densirostris (Blainville's beaked whale), 1751 nucleotides long. It is a transcript of the gene IZUMO1, whose product is annotated as izumo sperm-oocyte fusion 1. The record is from RefSeq and is a predicted model, not a curated record. Gene Ontology annotation, molecular function: protein binding involved in heterotypic cell-cell adhesion; signaling receptor binding. The transcript is spliced from 8 exons. Gene Ontology annotation, biological process: heterotypic cell-cell adhesion; fusion of sperm to egg plasma membrane involved in single fertilization; sperm-egg recognition. The coding region runs from base 454 to 1422 and encodes 322 amino acids. Gene Ontology annotation, cellular component: plasma membrane; acrosomal membrane. NCBI's taxonomy places the organism in Eukaryota, Metazoa, Chordata, Mammalia, Artiodactyla, Ziphiidae.
GGUAGCCGGAAGGCAGAGGCUUGGGAGCUCCUAUUAGUAAGGGGCGAACCGUGGCUGUGACCCCCAGUUAAAAACUGUCUAUACCACGCAACCAACCUCACCCUCACCACCCCCCUCCGCCAAAAUCCUUAAUUUUAGUCGUGGGGAAAAGAGUGGAAAAGAGUUAGACCGGCUUCCUACAGGGCUGUGUUCGUCCUCUCUGAAAGCCCUCAGAACCUGGACUCUUCAGCGAACCCUAGUGUUGGAAGGUACAACAGUCAGGAGUCAAGGUCGGGCUGCGGCUGUUGAGAGUGCUUCGGGACUCCUCGGUUUUCUAAUGAGAAGUGUGCGCCCUGCAAAUUGGGGCUCCAUUAGUCUCGGGGAAGGGUUUCUCUCCGUUUAGCGUUCACCUUCUCGGUUUGGCGUAAGAGGAGCCUUCCCGCAGUUCGGCGCGAACUGCGCGCUCUGGCCGCAAUGGGGCCGUGGCAGCUUCCCCUCCUGGUGGCGGCUCUGGCCGGCUGCCUGCUUCCUGCCCGGGGCUGUGUGAUGUGUGAUCCAAAGGUCGUGGAGGCGCUAAACUCCUUGGAGACGGAUUACCUGCCUGGCCACCUGGAGGCCAGGCAUCACAAAACCGUGAUGAAAAGGGUAAAGCAGACAGUGGAAGCUUUCAAGGACCUGCCGAUUGACGAGGAUUCCUAUAUGGGGGUCGUCGAUGAGGCCACCCUGGAAAAGGCAGCUUGGAGUUUGCUGAAGGAUCUGAAACGCAUCAUGGACAGUGAUGUAAAAGGUGAGCUCUUCGUGAAGGAGCUGUUCUGGAUGUUGCACCUGGCAAAGGAUAACUUUGCCAGCUACGCUGCUCAGUUUCAAAAAGAGGCUUUUUGUCCCAACAAAUGUGGUUUGAUGUUGCAGCCUCUGAUCUGGUGCAGUACCUGCCAGAAGCAGGUUCACUCUUGUCGAAAGUCCUCGAUUUGCGGAGAGCGCAAAGUCAAGGUCCAUCAAAUGGAAGAUAUGAUCCUGGACUGUGAGCUCAACUGGCAUAAAAUCUCUCAAGGCCUGACUGACUACAGCUUUUACAGGGUUUGGGGGAACAAUUCUGAGACCUUGAUGUCCAAGGGGAAGGAGCCCACCCUGACCAAGACCAUGGUGCGUCCAAAGGAUGCGGGCAUGUACCGCUGCGAGCUGGGCUCCGUGCAAUCCAGUCCAGCCACGAUCAUGUAUUUUCAUGUCACAGUAUUGCCCAAAAGAAUCGUGGAGGAGAUACCGUCACCAAACACUGAAACCAAGGAUGAGGUGGCCCCAGGUGAGGUGACUUUGGAUCGCCCCCAGACGGCCACAACCCUCCAGUCACAGUCUCCGAAGCCAGAGAAAGUGCUGGGAAGCCGCCUGGUCGGGCUGCUGAUCUGGCUCUUUGUCGUGCUGAUAGCCAGCGUUGCCACCUCGUGAGCCGCCCACCGAAGAAGGCAGGGUUUGGAGCGAGGGGCGGGGGCUUCCAACUACCUAAUACAGAAGCGGGUCUCCAGCCAAGGAACGCUGAGAGCCGGACUUCCUCUGGCAGCGGGGCUUACCUGGGAGGGCGAAGCUUGGAUAAUUGCUAGAAUAAGACCAAACAUAGGGAGGCCGGGAGGGGUGUUCCUCCCUCAUUAGGACCUAACCUGUUUCUGCUAUUUGUACCCCAACAAGGAUACUUUUCUCUCGGUCUGGGAAAGUGAUCGAUUUCAUAAAGUCCUUCUGGUUCAGCACUGGCAGUGGAGCUGCUCAGGACUCUGGGGUUU